GACCUGGUGAAGAGCCACCUGAUGUACGCGGUGAGAGAAGAGGUGGAGGUGCUGAAGGAGCAGAUCAAGGAGCUGGUGGAGCGGAUCAGUCAGCUGGAGUUCGAGAACAAGCUGCUCAAGUCCCACGCUUCGCCCGAGACGCUCGCCCUCCUCCGAUCCUCAGCCUCCAAUCCUCCCGCGGGGAACCCACCCUCGUAG
This is a messenger RNA of Darwinula stevensoni, 198 nucleotides long. Lineage: Eukaryota; Metazoa; Arthropoda; Ostracoda; Podocopida; Darwinulidae. The record is from the annotation of a GenBank genome assembly.